Messenger RNA from Jaminaea rosea, 5204 nucleotides. RefSeq lists its product as hypothetical. The coding region runs from base 377 to 5131 and encodes 1584 amino acids. Lineage: Eukaryota; Fungi; Basidiomycota; Exobasidiomycetes; Microstromatales. The transcript has a single exon. The record is from RefSeq and is a predicted model, not a curated record.
UUCGUCUCAGGGACGAGAGACAUUGGUCAGGACAACGACAUCGACAACGAAGUUGUAUCAGGCUUCCUUAUUGUCACCUGUCUAUCGUGGACGAAGCGCUGUGUAAGCCGCGCCUGGUGAUCCUCUCCCCGCGUCUGGCUGAGCCUCAAUGGCAGCGGUCGAGGUUGUCCCGCCUGGACAGGCUCAGGCUCACUCACAGGCCGCCGCCUCCUGCGCUCAGACGUCGACAUCGACGGACCCUCCGAACUUUCUACUCCAUCCAUUCGACCGAUUCGCACCUUCUGAUACUCGAUCGCCUUCACCUUACAGAGGUCGAAAGAGCCCUCGACGGCCUUCGCAGGGCCGCCUAGCGCCAGACCAACCAAUGUCAACAUCAAUGAUGACGAAGAAGGCGAUGGCGGCUGACCAGCAGGGCGGCGGCAGCGGCGGCCGCGACGCCUCCGAGGGACCGGGUCAAUCAGUGCCAUUUGUUGCCGUCGCCUCAUCUUCUUCUUCAUCAUCACCCGCGCCACCCUCGCCAUUGCCUAAGUCACCUCGCCACCAAAUUCACAGCAAAGAGCAACUCAAGGCAGACGCGGGGUCGUCGCUUGCACCAGCUUUACCCCCGUCUUCAUCUCUUCGCGUCCUGACGCCCGAACAUCAGGACAUCGACGAAGCAGACCGCGUUGCGCCGCUCCUCUCUCCUUCCUCUUCAUCAUCAUUUGGCGGCCCUUCAUCGCCAUCCGGAGGUUUCCAAGUUCUUCCUGGCGAGCGACGCGGCAGCACAGCUUCGUCGCACCGCGUCAGGAGGAAGGCUGUACCAGGAGGCAACAGCACAACCGCCGAAGCGACGAGCCCCCGGUCGGUCGCCGCUUCGCUGCCAGAUGAAGGAGGAGCGCUGGGACUAGCGAGAAGACGUUCUUCUGCUCACUCCCAAUCACGCCCUUCGACUGCUCCUGCCACCAAGGCCCCCUCUGCAGAGAACGGCGCAGCACUCAACGUCAAAGACGCCCCUGCUAGCCCGCGAAGCACACGCUCCGCCAAGAUGUACCCAGACACAACUCUGCAAUCUGUCAGUCCGGACAGAAAGUCAACGAGUGCUUUACCAGUCCCUUCGCCAAGGCAGAGGGCUGCCUCCAUCGAUCGCCCUGCGACGGCGCCAAUCUCGGCGGCCCCUGCGCGACUGGCCAGCAAGGGCAGAGACACAAUCAUGAUCGAUGGUCAAGCUUUCAUUAUCGAUGACGAGGAUGACGAGCAAGUUCGCAAGUCUCGUUUGAGCACUCUGCGAAGUCUUCCGUCACCUGUGCGAACAGCGCCUCGCGCUAUCGACCUGUCAGAGAGAUCGAAAGCUGCAGCCGACGCCGAGCACAAGAGGACGGCCAGCUUGUCAUCAUCGCAGGCACCGGGCUCCAAAAAGCCAGUCUACCAAUGGCACCUCAAGAACGGUGGUGUCGAUCGCAGGCCCGGAACAGCCCCACCUCAGCCCCAUACCCCACCUACGUCCCCGCAACGACAAAAUCAGGUCCUCGCGAGUCCCUCUCGCUCGACGGUCCGAUCUCGCCGGCCUGGGACGGCCAUGAGUGGCAUUGCCGCCAAGUCGACUCGUGCGCUCGGAUUGAAGGGAUCGCAGAGCUUGGACUUUGGUCCGCGCAAGACGAACGCGAAAGGCAAGGAGGUCAAAGAGGCAGGCUCCGAGAGUGGAGCCUACGCUAUUCAGAAGCCAUCGGCUCUCGCCCUGCAGGAGGCUGCGAACGUUCACAUCUACGACGAGGAGUGCGACAAGGUGCGCUUCGGUGACCUUUUCCUUCAACAAAGGACACUCGUCUGCUUCCUCCGCCACUGGUUCUGCCCAAUGUGUCAGGAGUUCGCCAUGUCCAUGAAGCAGAUCGACCCUUUACCUCUCCAGAGAGCCGGCCUCGGCCUCAUUGUCGUGGGUCAGGGCCACCCAGAAGUCAUUGGCGCCUACAAGCGUGUCAUGGGCGUCCCGGAGUGGAUCAAAAUGUUCUCCGAUCCAUCGCGUAAGACGUACCAGAUCCUGGGCAUGAAUCUGAAGACCAACGACCCAGGACCGGCGUGCGCCAAGCCAGACUACAUCACUAUGACGAUGUUCAAGGGCAGUAUGACAGCCAUCAAGAAGAGUCUCUUCGAGAUGCCCAUCCGCAGUCCCGGCGACCUCAAGCUUCUGGGAGGGGAAUUCAUUCUCGGCCCUGGUCUUGAUUGCUCCUUCGUGCAUCGCAUGACGACGACGAGGGGUCACCUUGACCUUCCCCGCAUCCUCACUCAGGCAGGCUGCGACAUGACGCUCAAGACGCCCAGGGCCCUCGACAGCGAGGACGGCUUGCGACCGGAGAGUGUCAAAUCUGCAGGAGCUCGUCGCAGUAAGCGCAGUGCGACGGGUCUACGCAGCGUGAGGUCCAUUGCUCGCAACUUUGAGAACCAGCGACGCGUUAGCAGCGCAAAAGUCGACGGUAGCCUCUCAUCGUCGAAGCGCUCUCAACACGCCACGACUGCCAUACCUGCCGUGCCCAAGCUACCAGCAACCGUCAACAAGGUCGAGGCUCGUGACUUUGCAAAGCCAGCUGCAUCGCCUCAACGUUCGCCACGAAAGGCUCCUAAGCGCUUGUCGUCCGAGUUUCAGGCGUCGAUGCCGACAAAUAAGGUACGAUCGACCCCGUCCGCUACGCCGCGCUCGGAGGCAAAGAGGCUCAGCGAGGAGCGCGCUAUUGAAGCAGACCUCCGUCGCUACCACCGCGAGAAUGGAGACAACGGCGAGAGCAGCGUCGACGAUGGACCUGCAGCAGGCUCGAUGAUCGAUCAUGGUAGCGGCAGCGGCAGCGCAAAGUCGUCGCUCAAGCAAAGCCUCGAGGGCUCUCGCCCCCGCAUGGCUAGCCUUGAUGGCGUUCGACGUCCCACUACCUCCUCUUCUUCCUCAUCGCGCCCAUCCAGCUCAGAAGUCUCUCGCAACGCUGCCGUUCUAGCACGCGGUCCGCAAAACGCGGACGUGCCUCUCCUGCGAUCGAAGCGCUCCUGGCUUUCGACUCCGAUGAUCAGAAAAGCCUCCUCCACGCCCGACCUCAACGCUGAGCUGGAGCACGAGGCUUCGACGACUGAUGCCUCAUUGCCAGCUACGCUAUCUUCCGCGUCAACCUCGUCGAGGCCUCCAUCGGCCUCUUCAUCCGUAUCACAGCAGUCGCGCGGCAGCAAGUUCCGGGCGUUGGCGAGCCACGCCAUGCUGGGAAGUAGGACAACAAGCAACGAUGGGCUGCGCACCGCGGAGACGAUGUCCAUCGACUAUUCCACGCCUCGCCAAUCGGCAGAUCUCCACUCUUUGCACUCUUUGCGCUCCGCAACUGGAGGCACCCGCUCACCCAACCUUGGGCAGAGCGGCGGACCCAGUAGCAGCAGCGCUAGCACCCACUCGCGCAGCUCCAUCCCGCUCAACCUCUUCGAGAAGAGGAUCAUCGGCGGCGCUGGUGCGGGCAGCCUCUUUGGUGGAGCUGCGUCGUCUGCUUCCUCGACGAAGACGACCACACCUCCGGUGACGCCUCGCCUAGGACAAGACGCCAAGCAAUCCCCUGCGCUCGGCAGCAGCGGCAGCGGCUACCGCGGUCCCGGUGGAUGGGGCACCGUCGCUGAUGACAGCGAGUACUCGGCUCCUCGCCUCCACGAGAGGCAGCAGCAGCGAGACGAGGGCGAAGCGGCGGCGGCGGAUGCAGAGACAGCCAAGAGUCGUCGUGCAGCUGCGCAUCUCAGUCGCAUCUCGGAGCGACCAGAGAGGAUGAGCACCUUCACUGCUGCGGAGAGCGAAUACAUUCCCGGAUCCUCGCCACCCCUGCCGCCACUACCGUCCUUGCCCGAGCAAGAGCGACAGCAACGUGAGAUGGAGGAGCGCCAAGAACAGGAGCGCGACCAGCGCGAGAGCUCUGUCCGACCUUCGACAGACAGCCGUAUGACUUCAUCCUCGCUAGGCACUUCAGACUCCGCCUCAUCCAGUGGAGGGAGCUCAACGACCAGCCGGGGAAGCCCACGCUCCAGCGGCGUUGCAGCAGCAGGCGGCUUCGGCGGCGGCUCUUUCCUUGACGACUUGGAUGUUGUCUUUGACGGCUUCGGAACCAAUCGUGGCGGUGCUACUGGUGGUGCUACUGCCGGUUCCGACGUUUUGAAAAACGGCUCAUCGCGCGACCUUGCCUCCUCAGCAGCCGGUCGCGGUCCUGGCAACAGGGACACGUACUACUCGGAAGACUACGAGGGGUAUCGUACCUCGCUGGAUAGCUGGCGUAGCUCCCCCUCCAGCCUCGAUGACGACGAAGAGCAGGCUGCGGAUGAAGACAGUGAUGAUCUGGAGCACGAGCCCGGAUGGACCCGCCCUCCUAGCCUAGCGAACACGGCCAGUUCUGGCGGUCGGACUGGAUCGCGAAGUCAAGGAGCCGGCCCUCGUAGCAAGACGGUGGGCAACGGCAGAUCGGGUAAACAUAGUCACAGCCGCAACGACUCGUCUGCCACGAUGCGUAGCAGCCUCUCGGCCGGAUCCACUGACUAUCGUUCAUCGAUGAUCUCAUCAUCUUCACGCGGCCGUGGAGGAGGAGAGGCGGGCAGCCUUGACUCGGCUGCCUUGCCACGAGCUUCCUAUGACUCGCGUGCCGGCUGGAUGGAUGAGGACGACCUCUCUGACAGUGCUCGCCCAAGUGAAGAGCUAUCGCGCGGUCGCCCUUCUUACGAAGAUGAGUACUACAGCAGCGGGUCUAGCAGUGGAGGAGCGAGCAGUCGAGGCAGCUAUGAGGAGCGCGACCCCCAGUCGGCCAACACAGGACCUACUACUGCGAGUGCUUCGAGCUCCUCUGCCCCAGCAAGCAAAGGCGUAAUCAACAGAGCCUACGUAGCUCGCCGCGCCAUUGCCCAGACUUCCACGCACACCAACGGCAAUACAGCAGCCAAUGGCAACGGGACCGCUUCGCCCACUCCAUCGACCUCGUCUUCUCACAAAGGGCUCGAGCAUGCUGCUCACCGCUUUGGUCAGGGGGACAUGAUCCAAGAGGAGAUGGAGGAGGAGGAGGAGGAAGAAGAAGAAGAAGAAGAUGAGGAUGCCCUGCAGACGCCCAAGGUCAAGACGAGGGAGCUUCCUCGGGAGGAAGCGGGUGGGUGUGAGGCCUGAACGCUGUCUUGCCACUGUAGCUCUUCCCUUUUUCAUCCAUCAUGCUAUUCGACCGUCAUCUGAUCGUCAGCGA